AUGCGCCAAAUCAGUUCUGGAGAUGCUCUGGAGCAGCAGCUUUUCAGUGGCGCCGAUAUCGAUAUGGAUGGGGUAUGCACAAGGUGCAGGUCAAUCCCAUGGGAUGAGCUUGCUUGCUCUGAGCCUCCUACUUGUGAGGAGGGAGUGCAGAUUAUCGAGAUUCCAGAGAGUCAUGAUCAUCUCUUGAACUCUGCAUGCCGCAUUUGUCGACUUUUUGCAACCAUCAAACCAGAAGUCGCCAGUCCAAAUUUCGGCAAAGUCAAGGAAGGACCGAGACCAACCGAAAAGGCGCCUGAAACAUGCGUUUUGACGAGAUUCUCCGCUCGAUCGGCUCUGUGUGAGGCCGUGGAUACCAAUGUUGAGUUUGGUGUUCCAAACGAUGGCAAUAUUCUGGGCAUGAUGUUUAACGAUGUCGGAAGACCCAAUUGGUUUUGGAAAGCUGGCUUUCUUGGUAUACAACAAUUGACAAGAAAGGCUGAUUUUGGGAUACAUUGCAUCGAUUCCAGUACUGCCAAUUUCGAUAUGAUAAAGAGCUGCCUGUCGAUAUGCCAAAAUACUCAUGCUGCAUGCUCAGCCACAAAGGGUGCACCCAUUCCAGGGCUUCAAGUUAUUGAUUGCAUGCGGACACUUCCUGAGGUUAUCGUAGCGCCUACGGACUGCGAGUAUGUAGCACUGUCAUACGUUUGGGGCCCGACACCAUGGACUGGAGCAGGAUUUUCUCCCGUCAUAAUGGACGCAAUGACCGCCACCGUGAAACUGGGUUUGCAGUAUUUAUGGGUUGACCGUCAUUGUAUUGACCAAGAUCAUCCAGAGCACAGACGUGACCAGAUAGCACGCAUGGGAGACAUAUACGCACAAGCUGCUAUUACCAUCAUUGCUUCCUCGCAUAAUCUUUCUAGCUAUGGGUUGCCCGGUGUAGGCCAUGGUGUCCGUCGGCCCCAGAGUGUGGAAAAGAUUGGAGAAAUCACACUGAUCGAAGGUUACGAACACCCUGCGUACGAAAUUGGGAAGUCUCCUUGGGCAACCCGGGGAUGGACACUUCAGGAGACUUUGCUCUCCCCUCGGCGAGUAAUGUUUUCCGAUACACAAAUUACUUACCUCUGCGACACGACGUUUUGGGUGGAAUCAUGGGAACGGCCGGGACUGGAUACAAGACCACGAGACAGUUGGAGGUUUGAAACCGAAGGGCUUGUUCCGGUAACUGAUCGCCUGAUGGCGGAUACCUUUGGAGCCUAUCGGCAUUCCAUUAAAAUAAUGAUGGGAUAUUCUGAACGAUCACUAUCAUACGAUACUGAUGCACUCAAUGCGUGUCGCGGAAUUAUACAGCAAUUGGAGAAGUCAUCCAUCUUCUGCCCCUGGGCUAUCCCAGCAAGUGGCGAACUUUUCAUGAUUGAUUGGUAUCACCCCAAAGGGCCUCCCGAGAAGAGACGUGGCAUGUUCCCAACUUGGUCUUUCCUGGAUUGGCAUGGCCCCAUCGUAGCUUCGCGGUUUGGGACUUGGAACUAUCAGCACAUGAAGAUCGCGCUUGGCAGCCUUCACGAACCGACAAUCUCCUUUCCAUUGGAAGGCCAGAUUCCAAGCACUGAAACGCUACUACGAAGGGACUGGCGGUAUCUGCACAUCACCGGACCAAUUGUCAACCUUCAUAUGGUGCAACGAGAGUUUGAUAGCAAACAGAGGUCGCUUAGCACCACGCUCAACCUCUCCCAAGAUGGAUUGAGCUCAAUGGCCAUUAUCCCUCGGCCACGAGACGGACAGUUCGUGACUCUCCAGGUGUCUGAGAAUGUUCACAUGUUGUCCGUCGUAAAGUGGGACGUCGACGAACUUCCAAGCUCAGUCGUUGGGCUGGUCCUACACCGAGGGACAAGGAUUAGCAAUUCAUCGCGGGUUGUAGAGCUCUCGGUUCUGGUUCUCGAAGAAAGCGAAGGUGUUUAUCGACGGGUUGGUUUCAUCAGGCACUUCCUGUACGAUGUGAUUCGCCCAUACUCCCCAAAAAGUAUUAUUCCAGAAAUCGCAUUCACAGAUUCUGCGGGCGAGUCACUAGACGAACUGGACUGGCCGAUUGAGGUUGGCGUAGGUGCAAAAUACAGUACCGAUGAUCCUUUGUGGGUCAAGGAGGCUGAGAUGAGAUCGAUUAUAAUCGAGUGA
Molecule: messenger RNA, 2148 nt
Organism: Pestalotiopsis fici W106-1
Lineage: Eukaryota; Fungi; Ascomycota; Sordariomycetes; Amphisphaeriales; Sporocadaceae
Exons: 3
Coding region: 1-2148 (715 amino acids)
Source: RefSeq, a predicted model, not a curated record